Sclerotinia sclerotiorum 1980 UF-70 is the source of this 1848-nucleotide messenger RNA. RefSeq lists its product as hypothetical. NCBI's taxonomy places the organism in Eukaryota, Fungi, Ascomycota, Leotiomycetes, Helotiales, Sclerotiniaceae. Gene Ontology annotation, molecular function: mRNA binding; translation repressor activity; protein binding. Gene Ontology annotation, cellular component: P-body. Bases 1 to 1848 code for a protein of 615 amino acids. The record is from RefSeq and is a predicted model, not a curated record. The transcript is spliced from 3 exons. Gene Ontology annotation, biological process: regulation of mRNA stability; nuclear-transcribed mRNA poly(A) tail shortening.
AUGUCUGCCGGCCACGUAAUAGGCAAUCGCAACAGCACUCCUGUCGAGUCUACCAAUACUUCAUCACUACGGCCUCCAUCUUCACGCGCUGUCGGCUCAGGUCAUCACCUUCGAGCUUCUGCAGAUAUGGCCGCAUUUUCAGGUUCACCCUCUGCCAGUCGUGGUCAAGCUAGGCCUUCAUCAGAUUUCUACGGUACUCAGCAAAUCCAAAGUCAGGGCGUCUCUGACAAUGAUGCUUCUGACUCGAUGGCUCAACAAUGGAUCGCCGACAUUGAUCAAUAUGAGAACACAUUAGAAGAAAUGGCAGCCGCAACUUUGGAUCAAGACUUUAAGGAUGAGUUGAGCGCAAUAGAACAAUGGUUCAGAGUUCUGAGUGAAGCCGAACGAACAGCUGCUCUGUAUGCUCUACUGCAACAGACAACCCAAGUACAGAUUCGUUUCUUCAUACAAGUCCUACAGCAGAUGGGCAAAGGUCAUCCUAUGUCCGGUGUAUUGUCGCCCGCAAACUUCGAUAAAGACCCUAUGUCAAGUCGACUCAACGAUGCAAUGAAUAAAACAAAUGUUGAUGGCUCAAGAAAUUCUAUGGGUCGUCCUCCCGCUACUCCAUCUACGAAGAGGCUCUCAGCGCUAGAUCCAUCUGUUAUAAAUAGCAUGUUUCCAGAUGCUGCUGCUGCCAUCGCCACCAAAAAGGCAGAAUAUACCCAGAAAAUGGGCAAUCCUCCCACCUCAAACAGAAAUAGCGCAGCAUACGAUAACCGUGCUUCCCUCACCGCACCUCUCAUCUCUGGUCCCGGAGAUUCGGCAGAUAACAACGCACCUCCCGUCUCGCCUUGGGGAUCUCGCAGUAAUGAUCAGGCAAACAGGCCCAAGUCAUCUUCAGGACAAACACCAAUGGGCCAGUUUAUGCAGCCACCUCCCUCGGCUGGCGGCUUGCGCUCUCCCAGACCAAAUCAAAUUCAAGGAUCAUCUAACCUCCAAAAUACUGUGAUUAAUGCUCCAGAUAAUACUGGCUCUGAUAUGCCACUACUUUCACCAUAUAAUGCAGGGAAUGGAAACUGGGCCUCGAUGGUCAACACACCAAUGGUUCCCAACUUCAAUACGGCAAACAGCAACACUCAAGCUGAUAUGGUCGCAAACGCUACAGCCAUGAAAUUGGCGGCUCUUUCCACAGUUAAUAAUCGUUUUGCUUUGGAUGAUGUACGAAAGUACCGCCGUGCUAGGUCCAACGAUGGCGGACAGAUCCCACCUUCCCCUGGUCUCCCCAAUAAUAUGCCCAACGCAAACGUUGUCAUGAUUAAUGAACACGGUCAGAUAUUGAGUCGAGACCAGGUUCUAGGGCUUCAAGCUCAACAGCAGCAUUCUUUCGGAGGUAGGCAGUCUAGACCAAGCUCCCCAGGAGUAGCCAUGCAAGGUGGAUUUGGUCAACUCAAUUUCGCAUCUCCACAAAAUAACGGCUUCCUGACUGCGUACGAUGGAGUUUCGCCCCUGCUCAACAAUGGCAUGGCCAACUUAAGUCUCAACGCAUUUGGUAUGAGCCAGCACGAAGGUUAUCUUUCCGAUCAUAGUGAAAUGGCUCGGGGCAGGUCGCCACGUGGAAGACGGGGUAGCUCAAAGCCUCCCGAGGAUCCCACUGAUCCUAGCCUUCUCCAGGAUAUUCCCAGCUGGCUGAGGAGUUUGAGAUUGCACAAAUAUACCGAUCAACUUAAGGAUAUGAAUUGGACCGAACUUGUGGAACUAGAUGAUGAAGCGUUGGAGAAGAGGGGUGUCAACGCUCUUGGAGCGAGAAGAAAGAUGCUCAAAGUCUUCGAGCAAGUAAAAGCCGCAAGAGCGGAGGGCAAGCUCUCAUAA